AUGCUGUGGCCAAAAACAAAAAAAGAACACCCCGUGGGAGGGAUGGCGACGACAACGGCAGCCUCGAACCGUGGACGCAGGGCUGGGACAAAGGUGCGCUGCAAGCCGUGGACGGCGACGGAGGAGGCACAGCUCCGAGCGCUGGUUGACGCGGGCACCAAGGCGCAGCAACAGAAAAAGGCGAUGUGGGUCGAGAUCGCCGCACAGUUGGACAACCGCACCGUGGCGAGCGUCGAGCAGCAUUUCUACUACAUGGAGCGACAGGAACGCGCCAAGAGCGGCACGCCCGUGACCGGCGGCGGCUCCGCACCGAAAACAAAGUCAAAGGUCAGCGCGUGCGCCGCCGCCCAGCCGUCAGCGUCCAAGAUUGCCAAGGUGGAGGCGACAAAGGGCCGGCAGAUCAAGGUCGAGGACGCCCUCGCGUACGUCGACCGGGAGGCGGAGGCGCAGUCGAUCGACACGCCCGGCGCCCUAGACCGCGUGCUGCAGCUCUUCCACGGACACCGCGAGCUCAUCCUCGGAUUCAACGCCUUCCUCCCGCCGGGGUACAAGAUCGAGUUCUCCGACGACGAGAAGGCGCCGCGCGUACAGCUCAAGUACCCGCACGGCGUCACCGGCCCUCAGCCGCAAUACAACCCGCUGGCGCAGCCGCCCGCGGCGCCCGCGGAGGAGUACGUGGACGAGGACGUGGCAGAGAUCAUGCGACGGCUCGAGAAGUGCGACGAGGAGGGCCGCUGCUUUGAGUGCAUGCGCAAGCACCGCGGAAACUCGCUGCCCUACUGGAUCCGGCACCCGGCCGAUGAGAUGCAGGAGAUCCAGGACGUCGAGUUCUGCUACGAUUGCUACGAUCGCGUGCGCAACGCGCGCCGGCGCGAGCUGGGCAUGUCGCAUUUCUCUGACGACGACGGCUGCGACUCUGACAGCGACGACUCCGAUCGCAGCGACGCCUCUUGGGAUUAUUGA
This is a messenger RNA of Emiliania huxleyi CCMP1516, 963 nucleotides long. RefSeq lists its product as hypothetical. Gene Ontology annotation, cellular component: chromatin. The transcript is spliced from 4 exons. Bases 1 to 963 code for a protein of 320 amino acids. Gene Ontology annotation, molecular function: transcription corepressor activity. NCBI's taxonomy places the organism in Eukaryota, Haptophyta, Isochrysidales, Noelaerhabdaceae. The record is from RefSeq and is a predicted model, not a curated record. Gene Ontology annotation, biological process: negative regulation of transcription by RNA polymerase II.